Malus domestica (apple) is the source of this 2763-nucleotide messenger RNA. RefSeq names its product la-related protein 1C. Gene Ontology annotation, molecular function: RNA binding. Lineage: Eukaryota; Viridiplantae; Streptophyta; Magnoliopsida; Rosales; Rosaceae. The record is from RefSeq and is a predicted model, not a curated record.
AAAGGCACUAUAACCGAGAAGAAACAAAACAAACACACCACUGCCAACAGAGAGAAAAUCUCCAGAGAGCCGUCUCUCGCUCCUCCUCCCCAUUCUCUCUCCUCUCUCUUCCUCCGCUCUCUGUCUCUCUCCGGUCUGCGAUCCCGAUCGCCCCAAAUCUUUGGAAACCCUAAUUUCUGAACUCGCACAUUGCUCAGAAAUUUUCGAUCACUCUGUAUUUUAUUAAUCCGCUUUUGCCCCUUGUCGUUGAUCAAGAAACUUGUCGACGUCGCUUUCGCAAACCCUAGCGUUUUUGUUUGGUUCUUGUUAUGGCUGCGAUUAACGCCGCGAACAAGGGUAGCAACACUGAAACGGCGCCGUCUGCGACCGUGCAGUCGCCGCGUAACGUCGGCAAGAGUGUCAGCAGCCCGACCCAAUCGCGGCGCGCCACUAGGGCUGUCUCGUCUCCUUGGACUCAAAUCGUUCGGGGCGAAUCUGAGCCGAUUGCGGCCGUUGCUUCGUCGCCAUCGGCGGCUGUGACUGAGCCAGUUGUCGCCGCCGCGGCCCCUCCGUCCCUUCCUUCCUCUUCUUCGGUUAAUCAGACUCAAUCUAACUCGUCUUCUCAGUCGAAUUCGUCUUCUCCUCCACCGGUGGAGGAAUCGGUGGGUGAGGGCUCAGAGAACGGCAAUGCGGGUAAGAGGCCAGCUUGGAACAAGCCUUCUAAUGGGGCCGUUGAGGUUGGGUCUGUAAUGGGAGCUGUGUCUUGGCCUGCCUUGUCUGAGUCGGCUCGGGCUUCUACCAAAUCGUCUUCUGAAUCUCCCAAAGGUGUAUCAGAACCCUCGUUGUUGUCUAUCUCCGUAUCGCAGGGGACUGGAACCACACCUACCUCAUCACCGAAACAAGGGAAUCCUUCUACUCCAAACCAUACUGGACCUACUCGCCAAAAAUCGAUGAAACGAAAUAAUUCAAAUGCAUCCUCUAAUGGCGGUGCCCCCCUGCAUCAAUCAUCUGCUGGUCAAGGUGUUGAACUGCCUUCAAAUAACCCAUCUCCCAAGGAGCAUACCCCUAGGAAUGCAUUUGGUUCACAAUCUCACAGCAAUAAUGAUCAUCCGCAGCAACGUAACUCCUUCAGGAACCGAAAUGGUGGUUCACAUCCUCGUGGAGAAGGUUCUCAUCAUAACUAUAGGCGGGAUCAGGACCGUGGAAAUCAAGAUUGGAACACUCAUCGAAACUUUAACAAUAGAGACAACCACAUGCAUUCUCCAAGAGGUGUUCCUAGGAUGAUGAGGCCUCACCAAACACCACCUCCACCACCUCCUAAUGCUGCCCAAUUUAUUCACCAACCGCAGAUGAGGGCUUUUGGUGGUCCUAUAGGGUUUGAUAUGCAACCUCAUCAACUGGUAUAUGUUACACAUGCACCACAUGAACCACUUGUACCUUUUGUUGCACCUCUGAGACAUCCCAUGAUGUUUCCUGCUCCAGAUCCUCACCUGCAUACUAAGAUCAUAAACCAGAUAGAUUAUUAUUUCAGUAAUGACAAUUUAAUUAAAGAUACAUACUUGAGGCGGAACAUGGAUGACCAGGGAUGGGUUCGUAUUAAAUUAAUAGUAGGCUUCAAAAAAGUUAUGAGUUUGACAGACAACAUUCAGCUUAUACUGGAUGCUAUGAGAAUGUCAACUGUUGUGGAAGUACAGGGUGAUAAAAUAAGAAGGCGUAAUGAUUGGGAGAGAUGGGUAAUGCCAGCUGCUGAGCCUCCAAAUGCCUCGGGCUCUCAAACCCCUGGAAAGGCCGGUCCGGAUAUGCUGUCAGCUCAUAUCCAAAGUAUUGCACUGGACGAGAACACCACUAACAACAACAAUGUUGAGAACAAUAAUCAGCCGCAGCUGUCAAGUGGUGAUGGAACAGGUCAAUUCGGUGUUCAAGCAGGUGCUGAUCGCUCUAUUUCAGCAAGAAAUUAGAGUUUGAGGGAUGGAUGUGCACAGACGAUGCACACUCGUGGAGAGAAAUGAACUUGUGGGAAGAGAGGCUUAAAAGACACGAUGGUGAAUAUCUAUUUUUUUUUUUUCUUUUUUUUCGAAAAUAGUACUACUGCCUUGGCAUGAUGUAACGUUCUUUCUUGCCUGGCAAAUAGAAAGAAACUAAAAAAAGGGGGAAAAGAGAAACAUCUAGGAACAGAAGCAAAAGACUAGUUGGGAUUCCUGUACUUAUUUUUGCUUCGUGUUUUUUUACUCCUGUUAAAUUUUAUGGUGGCAUGGAUGGUGCUUUUCUGGGGGGAAUUUUUGCUGUCAUUUCCCCAUGCUGCCCCCUCAGCUGAUUUUAACAAUCUUUGGGGUCAGACAACCUCCAUUUGACGGAGAAUAUGUGAUGAUGGAGGGAUGGAUGAAGGUGUUCGGGGCUUGCCUCUGCGUACUGAGGGGAGAGAGGGUGGCCCUUUGCCGGAUUCAGUUGGAUGCUGCUACAGCAAAAUUUGGCUACUUGUCGAAGGGAAGAUGGUCUAUCUUUUCGUAUGUUCUCACGUACAAAAUUAUAUAUUUAGAACUAAAUCGACAUAUAAUGUAUACCUUUCUAUGGAUCUUCACCAUUUGAGGAUUGAGUGCACAAAUGGUUCCUGGUGGAACAAACUGAUGAUGUUGUCCAGGUCGGAACUGGAUUGGGGCUGGUACUUCAUGUUUAUUGCACUUUUUGGAGCUUGUGGAUCUUUUCACCUGCUUAGGAUCAUCGGAUUAAGUUUUAUAUUUUAGUUAAAUGUACCUGAUGGUAUUAUUUAUUUAAUUCCUUUUUAUA